Haliotis rubra (blacklip abalone) is the source of this 1012-nucleotide messenger RNA. Its product is annotated as increased rDNA silencing protein 4-like. Lineage: Eukaryota; Metazoa; Mollusca; Gastropoda; Lepetellida; Haliotidae. The record is from RefSeq and is a predicted model, not a curated record. Bases 249 to 998 code for a protein of 249 amino acids. The transcript has 4 exons.
ACAGAGUAGCCGCCCCUGUUGACACUCUUCAAAGAAGAGAUUUUGCGGGAAAGAGGAAAACAAUGUCGAUUGAAACGAUUUGAAAUGGGGAAAAGCUGAUAUCGUCCUGACCAUAAUUCCUUGUGGGAACCCACUGUGCAAUGUGUUUUAUGUAUUAAAGACUCUGUCUUGUGAAGAUGAUCUUGCUGAUGUAGAAUCGUUAGAAGCAGUGUGAUUGCAGACAAUUGUCAUUCAUAAUCACUCAAGUCAUGGUUUUCGGGGGAGGCAUCACGGCAGCAGCAGCAGCCGAUGAUGACUGGUUCGUUGAAGGAAGUGACGAAGAGGGAAGCACCGACGAACAGAAGGAUGCCCCAGUUGAAUGGACCCCUGAUGCCAAGGACAUCCUGGCUAUGUUUGAAAAGCUUGACAAGGACAAGGUGUUGGAGCUACGCUGGAAGUGUCCUGGGAGAAGACCGCCGUCCCCCCGGAGAAAGGCAGCACCGACUACGAUGUUGGAGAUGAGGAAGAUAUGUACAGUGACGAUGACUCCAAGGAUGAAGAGAGCUCCUGAGAUCAGUGAAUUUGACUUUGAUGAUUUUGGAUCAGAAGCAUCUGCAAAACCGACUCCAAGGAGGACUCCAGGAAGCAAGACAACGCCACGGAGCCAGAAAAAGGUUGCAAGUAUGCAUAAUGUUCUGAACAAGAUCAGACAUGAGCAGAUUGAGAAGGCUGCCAUCAAAGAAGCUAGACGAGGAAUGUCAAGGUCACCUGCAAGUCCAGCACGUUUCCGACUGGGCAUGUCAGGAAGUCCAGGACCUGGAGGUUCACGUCGACCUGUCAGUUCUACGGGUACACCACUACGACCUUCAUAUGAACCUAGCGAUGACCCUUUCCCUCCUUCCACCAGUUUGUUCAGAGACAGUAAGGUGCCCCAGGCUCCCACUGAGAUGCCGUCUGCUCCAGAGUUAAAGCGUGAACCAGCAGAUCCACCCACCAGUGAAACUAAACCUAAUGAUUAAAGAUUUUAUGUUCA